Molecule: messenger RNA, 228 nt
Organism: Moesziomyces antarcticus
Lineage: Eukaryota; Fungi; Basidiomycota; Ustilaginomycetes; Ustilaginales; Ustilaginaceae
Exons: 2
Coding region: 1-228 (75 amino acids)
Source: RefSeq, a predicted model, not a curated record
AUGUCAUCCGCCGAUACCGCCAGCGCCAAAAAGGCAGCCGGCCAGCUUCAGAAGGACCAGGGUCAGCUUCAGCAAUCUUCCGAGCUGCACCAGUCUGGCCAGACCGACUUCGACCAGGGCCAGGGCAUGCAGAACGCCGACAACGAGACCGGCGCUUCGGGCUUCUCCGCGGUUGCUGGCGCCAAGGACGUUGUCAAGGACAAGCUUGAGGACCGCAAAGACGUCUGA